Molecule: messenger RNA, 3181 nt
Organism: Megalobrama amblycephala (Wuchang bream)
Lineage: Eukaryota; Metazoa; Chordata; Actinopteri; Cypriniformes; Xenocyprididae
Gene: hyal4
Product: hyaluronidase-4
Exons: 4
Coding region: 1032-2543 (503 amino acids)
Biological process (GO): hyaluronan catabolic process; carbohydrate metabolic process
Molecular function (GO): hyalurononglucosaminidase activity
Source: RefSeq, a predicted model, not a curated record
AUGUUUUAUAGGGACAUUCCAUAGACAAUGAUUUUUAUACUGUACAAACUUUAUAUUCUAUCCCCUAACCCUACACCUACCCAUCACAGUAAACUUUCUGCAUUUUUACAUUUUCAAAAAAUCUCUUAUGAUUUAUUAAGCCGUUUUCUUCAUGGGGUCCAAAAAUGCCCCCACAAGGACAAGGAAUUCAGAUAAUGCCAUUUUUGUGAGGACAUUUUGUUCCCAUAAAGCAGGUAUUACCUGAACCACACACUCACACACACAGUAGAUGAUGACAAAGGAUCUAAAUAUUAAAACGGGAAUUGAGCAUGUUCUAUUUUGAUUUAAUUUAUAAUUAAUUUCUUUCUUUCUUGUUUUCACUUUCGGUUUUUUAGGUCUCUUAGGGUUUCCUUACCUCUUGUUUUGUGUUUAUUUACAACCACUAUAUAUUUCUUGGCAAAUGUCUACUCUGGAGCCACAAAAGACAGUGACUAAGAGACAAAAACAAGACAAUCACAGGCCACAUGGGACAGUAACUCGAGCAGGAAAAACGCUCCCGGAGCUUCAACAAGGCCUGGUUGUGUCUGUAGUGUAUUAAAACCUCUUGUGAACUCAGAGCCAGGUGAUUGGAGGAUGCUAAACCCGGCUAAUGCUGAGUGAAGUGGAUGAGCGUAAGACGCUGUGCAUGCUGUCUUGAGGAUCAAACGUGCACACACUCACACUCAUGUACUUUCACAUGCACACUCAGUCAAUGGGAUUUAGACUGGAGUCCUCCCUCCCUCCUUCUCUACUCUAAUCGCAGUGUUGUGGUUUUCUCGCUGUGGCUGUGUGGUUGUUUUCUCCUCCCUCUCAGGAAACUCUCUGUCUCUCUCUCUUCAUGGUGUAUAUAAGUAAGCUGUGGGUCGGCUUUUCAGCAGACAGAGAAAAACUAUGCUAGUGUACUGUAGAUGUAGAGAGGUGUGUGUAGUGUAUCGUCAGCCGUAUGUGACUGAGGCAGCGGCGUGGGAUCUACAGGAUGAUUGACAGUUGCCUGUGCUGAGUCACGUAGCAGAAUGCCCGGUGUGCCCUGCGGGGCUUUGAAACACCACACUGUGCCCGUAGCCUGUGCCAUCAUCUGUUCCUGGCUGUUGAUCCUGGUACAUUCUGCCUUUUGCCAGAAACCUGCAAAGCUGCCUCUGGUGGGCCGCAAGCCUUUCCUGGCAGCCUGGAAUGCUCCGCUGGAUAUGUGUACGUUGAAGUACAAUAUCAACGUCAGCCUCGAUCUUUUCCACAUCAGCGGCAGUCCACGAGCCGUCCACACGGGCCAGAAUGUCACCAUCUUUUAUGCCAACCGCCUGGGUUACUACCCUUUCUACAAUGAGCAAGGGGUUCCCAUCAACGGAGGCCUACCUCAGAACAGCAGUCUUGAAGCACAUCUUCACAAAGCCCGAAAAGACAUAGCACACUUCAUCCCUUCGGAAGACUUCAGUGGCCUGGCCGUGAUCGACUGGGAGUUCUGGAGGCCACAGUGGAAUCGUAACUGGCACAAGAAAGACAUUUACCGACAGCGUUCACGCGAGCUGAUUGCACAGGCCUACCUUAAUGUGACCGACGAACAGGUGGAGGAGCUGGCACGCUUGCGCUUUGAGAAGAGCGCCAUGGAGUUCAUGCGGGGCACGCUGCAGCUCGGUACACAAACUCGUCCACAUGGCCUCUGGGGUUUUUAUCUCUACCCUGACUGUCACAAUUACAAUGUACAUGCACACAACUACAGCGGCACAUGCCCCCUACUGGAGAGUUCUCGUAAUGACCAGCUGUUUUGGCUGUGGAACAGCAGCACUGCCCUUUUCCCAUCCCUCGCUAUACGCAAGAGCCACACAGACAGCAUUCGCAACCUGCACUUCUCGCAGAACAGGGUACUGGAGUCACUGCGACUGGCCUCCCUUACCUCAAUGCCCUAUGAACUACCUACAUACGUAUACACACGCCUGGGGUAUAGAGACGAGGCCAUGGCUUUUCUGACUCAGAAGGACUUGAUACAUACGAUAGGAGAAAGUGCUGCUUUGGGAGCUGCAGGAUUUGUCAUUUGGGGGGAUCUUAACCUCACUUCUUCAAGGCACAACUGUUCCAAAGUGAAGGCAUUUCUGAACCAUAGACUGGGUCAGUACAUUACUAACGUUACCCGGGCAGCAGAAGUCUGUAGCGACUUCCUGUGUCAGUCCAACGGGCGCUGCGUCCGUCGAGACCCACAGGCACCACACUACCUGCACCUGAGCCGCGGCAGCUAUCGGAUCUUGACCAACCGGAACGGCACCUUCACCGUGACUGGAUGGCACUCUCAGCACGAGCUCCAGUUGCUGUCCGACAGGUUCCGCUGUCACUGUUACCAGGGGUACGAGGGAGACCGCUGCAAUAGCAUAGAGCCAGAGGAGACCGAUGAGGACAACAUGAUAAAAGAGGACGUGGAGGAGGUGAAUACGAACGAACCGGAGGACCAAAAAGACAUGAGGGAUACUGCUGUGCCUUUACAAAAUACCUUCAUCCUCACUGCUCUACUCAUCUUGUUGAACUUCAGUUGUAUUUAGAGGUGAAGUGUGUAAUUUGUGCAUCAUCAGUUGGAACAAUAAUCGUUUUCAAAUGCGUUUCCCAAACACUCCCCCUUCUGUCAUUGGUCAAUCAAACAGAGAGCCCCGCCCCAAACUUACACCAUUGGUUAAGCCACUGUUACUGUGUUGGGCUGGACGGAUUCAGGUAACACUUUACAAUAAGGUUUCAUUAGUUAAAGGGAUAAUUCACCCAAAAAUGAAAAUUAUCCCAUGAUUUACUCAGCCUCAAGCCAUCCUAGGUGUACUUAAUCAUCUUCUUUCAGACAAACACAGUCUGAGUUAUAUUAAAUAAUAUUCUCGCUCUUCCCAUCUUUAUAAUGGUACUGAAUGGGGGGCGAGAUUUUGAAGCCAGGGGAUUAAUAAAGGGGUUCUGAAGCAAAGCGAUGGGUUUUUGUAAGAAACAUAUCCAAAUUUAAAACUUUAUAAACUAUAAUAACUAGCUUCCGUCAGACAGCCGUACACAUCGAUUUACGGCGGAAGAGUAAGAGAGGUAUCCCUUUAACAUUAGUUAAUGUAUUAACUAACAUGAACUAACAAUGAACAAAACAUUUGUUACAGUAUUUAUUAAUCUUUGUUAAUGUUAGGUAAUAAAAAUACAGUCGUUCAUUGUUUGUUCG